Molecule: messenger RNA, 1649 nt
Organism: Pteropus alecto (black flying fox)
Lineage: Eukaryota; Metazoa; Chordata; Mammalia; Chiroptera; Pteropodidae
Gene: KRT28
Product: keratin 28
Exons: 8
Coding region: 56-1447 (463 amino acids)
Biological process (GO): hair follicle morphogenesis; intermediate filament organization
Molecular function (GO): structural molecule activity
Source: RefSeq, a predicted model, not a curated record
UCCUCCUCUGAAGUUACAGGUAUCCACAGACAAGGCGAACAUUUCUUGUACUAGCAUGUCCCUCCGGUUUUCUAGUGGGUCCAGGCGUAUUCACUUACGGUCUGGAAUUGGAUCUGUCAGACCAUCCAAUGGAGGUGCAGGCUUUGCAGGCAGCAAUGCAUGUGGCAGCUCUGUCGCUGGAAGUGGAUUCUCCUGUGCCUUGGGAGGAGGCUUGGGCAGUGUUCCUGGUGGAAACCAUGCUGGUGGUGCUCUUGGUGGUGCUUGUGCUGGCUUUGCUGGAAGCGAAGGGGGACUCCUCUCUGGGAAUGAGAAGGUGACCAUGCAGAAUCUUAAUGACCGCUUGGCAUCCUAUCUGGAUAAUGUACAUGCUCUGGAGGAGGCCAAUGCUGAACUAGAGAGAAAAAUCAAGGGUUGGUAUGAAAAAUAUGGUCCCGGAUCUUGUCGCGGACUUGAUCAUGACUACAGCAGAUAUCACCUAACAAUUGAAGAUCUCAAGAAUAAGAUUAUCUCUUCCACUACUGCUAAUGCUAAUGUCAUUCUGCAGAUUGAUAAUGCUAGACUGGCUGCUGAUGAUUUCCGGCUAAAGUAUGAAAGUGAGCUCGCCCUCCACCAAAACACAGAGGCUGACAUCAAUGGGCUGCGGCGCGUCCUGGAUGAACUGACACUCUGCAGGACCGACCAGGAGCUGCAGUAUGAAUCCCUGAGCGAAGAGAUGACGUAUCUCAGGAAAAACCACGAAGAGGAAAUGAAGGCUCUGCAGUGCGCCGCUGGGGGCAACGUGAACGUGGAGAUGAACGCGGCGCCUGGCGUGGACCUCACGGUUCUGCUGAACAACAUGCGGGCUGAGUACGAGGACCUCGCGGAGCAGAACCGCCGGGAUGCGGAGGCCUGGUUCCAUGAGAAGAGUGCCACUCUGCAGCAGCAGAUCUCCGACGACGCGGGCGCGGCCACCUCGGCCAGGACCGAGCUGACGGAAAUGAAGCGCACCCUGCAGACCCAGGAGAUCGAGCUCCAGUCUCUCCUGGCGAUGAAACACUCCCUGGAGUGCUCCUUGUCGGAGACAGAAGGCAACUACUGUGCGCAGCUGGCCCAGAUCCAGGAUCAGAUCGGGGCCCUGGAGGAGCAGCUGCACCAGGUCCGAACCGAGACUGAGGGCCAGAAGCUGGAGUACGAGCAGCUCCUAGACAUCAAGGUCCACCUGGAAAAGGAAAUCGAGACCUACUGCCACCUGAUAGAUGGGGAUGGAAACUCAUGCUCUAAAUCAAAGGGCUUUGGAUCAGGAAGCUCAGUGAAUUUAUCUAGAGAUUUAUCCAAAACCACACUGGUAAAGACAGUGGUUGAAGAGCUAGAUCAACGUGGUAAAGUCCUUUCAUCGAGGAUUCACUCCGUUGAAGAAAAAACAUCUAAAAUGACCAAUGGGAAGACAGAACAAAGGGUUUCUUUCUAACUGUUGUUUUUGAGAAAAGAGUAAUUUGGGAAAGGAUCCCGCACAGCUUCAUUAUUCUAAAUAUCAAGGAGAUAAUAAAAUACUUUCUUUCUACCCUUAAAGACAAGUUACUUAGCAAAAAUACCUGUUUUCUUAGUUACCUUUUACAGGAAAUGGGGUGUUUGUUUUCAAAUAAAUAAAAAAGUUGUGCAUUUAUUUCCAU